AUGGCACCGUUGUCGUAUACACCCACAACACAUUUUGAUGCUUGUCUACACAAACUUGAUACAGUGGCACAAGUUUACUUGUCCAAAUGUAACCUUUCUAAUUUACUAGAUCUUAUUCCCGUUGAGUCUAUUGGUAAUGGAAAUUGUUUGUACAAUUCUAUUCUAACAUUAAUGCCGUCCCCAUCUGAGAUUAUAGCCGAAGAAUUGAGAGUUCGUGCCAUCGUUGAAUUAGCAAUGAAUUACAAUUAUUACAACAUUAAAUAUGAAAGAAUUGUUGGUCCGUUAAAUUUACGUAUCAAAGCAAUGUGCAAGAAUUAUGAAUUUUCUGAACUGUUCGAAAUCGAUGCCCUUUCUAACAUUCUUCAAUGUCAAAUACAAAGUGUUUAUCCUAGAAUUGAAUAUCAUCCACACUUCGACCAACAGGCAACAUCAGAUACACAAACACUAGCAUGGAAGCAAAGUCGGCAAAACAAACAUCGUGAACGUAUGCGUCUGUCACGGCAAAACGAAGACGAUAAUCAAUAUGAGAAACGUAUAGAACAAAAUCGAAAACACAUGUAUAUCUCGCGUCAAAACGAAGACGAUGAUCGAUAUGAGAAACGUACACAGAAAGAUCGCGAACGACAACGUGUGUCGCGAGCACAAGAAGCAGAGAUAGAACACCGAAUGCGGAUAUUGAAUAUGGAACAACGUGCAUGUUGGGCGGUCGCAGUUCCUCGUGAGCUAAAGCUACAUUGCUUACAAAAUUUCGUGAAAAAUAUGUCUAUGCCCUGGUUAGCCGAAGCCAUUUGCUCAAUCUGUAAUACCUGUUCAUACCUCAGGGAUAUGAAGCAUCCAACUUUAUCUACCAUACCCAAUUUAAACGUUUUGAUACCGGCUGAGAAUUUAUCCGGUGCACGUAAAAGUUCAGAAGAACUUGAAGAUCUAACCAUUCCAGAACAAAAACUAAUUGCAUUACACAACAGUUGCGUCAUUAAACUUCAAACACCAUUCCAUGAUACAUCAACAGCACAGGGUGCAUUGAAAGGAAACGUCAUUUCAUUCCCACAAAACGUUUCCGAUAUUGCAACAACACUCCCGUUAUCAUUAGCAGAUUUAUGCGACACAAUCAAAAUUAUUUUUGUUGGUUCAAAACGACCAAAACCCGAACAUUUGAAAAAAGUUCUUACUGUACGACGGAAAAAAAUUUUGAUUCAUUGGCAUGAUUGA
Didymodactylos carnosus is the source of this 1209-nucleotide messenger RNA. NCBI's taxonomy places the organism in Eukaryota, Metazoa, Rotifera, Eurotatoria, Philodinida, Philodinidae. The record is from the annotation of a GenBank genome assembly.